Molecule: messenger RNA, 1359 nt
Organism: Cercopithifilaria johnstoni
Lineage: Eukaryota; Metazoa; Nematoda; Chromadorea; Rhabditida; Onchocercidae
Source: the annotation of a GenBank genome assembly
AUGCGAGAAAUUCUUCAAGUUCAGGCUGGGCAAUGUGGCAAUCAAAUUGGCACGAAGUUCUGGGAAGUUAUUUCUGAUGAACAUGGUAUACAACCUGAUGGUAUAUACAGUGGUGAAUCGGAUUUGCAGCGUGAGCGUAUUAAUGUGUACUACAACGAAGCAAGCAGCGGCCGUUUUGUCCCACGUACCGUUUUGGUUGAUCUGGAACCCGGUACCAUGGACUCGGUUCGCAACAGUCCUUAUGGGAAGCUCUUUCGCCCCGACAAUUUUGUUUUUGGUCAAAGCGGUGCUGGCAACAACUGGGCCAAAGGACAUUAUACGGAAGGCGCAGAGCUGGUCGAUAAUGUUUUGGAUGUUGUGAGAAAAGAAGUUGAAGGAUGCGACUGCUUACAGGGUUUUCAACUCACUCAUUCAUUGGGAGGCGGCACAGGUUCAGGUAUGGGUACCUUGAUGAUUUCAAAAAUUCGUGAAGAGUAUCCGGACCGCAUCAUGAGCACUUUCUCAGUCUUUCCAUCUCCAAAGGUCUCGGAUGUUGUUCUGGAACCAUACAAUGCUACAUUGUCAGUUCAUCAAUUAGUUGAAAAUACAGAUGAGACAUUCUGUAUUGACAACGAAGCGCUGUAUGAUAUUUGCUUCCGAACUUUGAAGUUAACAAAUCCCAACUAUGGCGAUCUCAACCAUUUGGUCUCAAUGACAAUGUCUGGAGUGACAACCUGUCUUCGUUUUCCUGGCCAACUUAAUGCUGAUCUCCGUAAAUUGGCUGUGAAUAUGGUUCCGUUCCCACGUCUGCAUUUCUUCAUACCGGGAUUUGCACCACUUUUCGCACCGGGUGCAGCUGCCUAUAGCGCUCUCACCGUUGGUGAACUCACGCAACAAGUUUUCGAUGCAAAGAACAUGAUGGCAGCAUGUGAUCCACGGCAUGGCCGUUACCUAACGGUGGCAGUUAUGUUCCGCGGUGUAAUGUCGAUGCGUGAAGUGGACAAUCAGAUGUUCAAUGUGCAGGAUAAGAAUUCAUCGUAUUUCGUGGAAUGGAUUCCGAACAAUGUCAAAACAGCUGUUUGCGAUAUUCCACCACGCGGUUUGAAAAUGAGUGCCACUUUCAUUGGUAACUCGACAGCUAUCCAGGAGAUUUUUAAGCGUAUCUCGGAGCAGUUUACUGCAAUGUUCCGUCGUAAGGCUUUCCUUCACUGGUACACUGGUGAAGGAAUGGAUGAGAUGGAAUUUACCGAGGCAGAGAGCAACAUGAACGAUCUGGUCUCCGAAUAUCAGCAGUACCAGGAUGCUACCAUAGAGGAUGAAGGUGAAUAUGAUGAGGGUGGCAGUCAUGAAUACCACAACCAGAUUGAAGCGGAAUAUUAG